CAUGAUAGUUGAGAUGAAAGAAACCAACAGGCUCCCUCUCAUACUAGGAACUCCCUUUCUCAACACUGUGGGGGCAAGCAUUGAUUUCCCAAAUAAGAGAGUAACUCUUCUUCAUGUGGAUCCCAACACAUCCUAUCCUAUCAAACCUUCCCCUACAAUGUUUUGUGGAACAAUCACUAGUGAAGAAGAGGCAACUAAGGAAGCCCAUAGAGACUUGAAUGAUAAAGUGGGGAUUAAAGAGACUACAAAGCUUGAUGAGGAAAUUUUGGAUGGUGAGUAUUUAGACUCUUUAUUUGAUGACCUCAAAGGAGAUUCUAGAGAAGGGGAUUUGGGUCAAGCAAAUAAAGUUGUUGACAAGAAGAAGAGGAAGAAGAAACAAAACCAGCUUCCCACCAUUGUUUCUUCUCCUAUGACUUUGUGUUUGCAUCCCUUGGGGCUUGUUGAUGGAGCAAUAGAGUACAAAGUGAAGCACAAAGGUCCUUCUUCACCUUUUGCAAGUGUCAAAGCCAAGCUAGAUCCCAACUAUCAUUAUGACAAGGAUAAGCUUCAUGAACUUCUCUCAAGUGUCAUUACUAUCAACCUCCACUCUCCUUCCACCAAUUCAACAGAAUCUCAAGGGAGAACUAAAGCUUCUCCUAUCACUCCAUUCCCUAAGGUUCACAACUAGGGCCAAGGUAUUUUUGAGACUUUGGAGCCAGGCUGUCUCGAGUCGCGCCAUCAUUCCAUCAUCACACAUCCGCUUGGGUCGCGCCAUCAUUCCAUCAUCACACAUCCGCUUGGAUCGCGCCGUCACUCCGUCAUCACACAUGUGCUUGGGUCACGCCAUCAUUCCAUCGUCACACAUCCGAUCGAGUCGCGCUGUUAUGCCGAUCGAGUCGCCGUUCGAGUCGUCCUUCGAACCACCGGUCGGGGGAUUCAGCUUUUAACGUCUUCAUCAAAGAUGUAGAGAAUUGAGUCAUCUUUCUAAUGCCGUUUAUUUCAAGCCAAUCGGAGCUGUGGUUCA
Camelina sativa (false flax) is the source of this 1003-nucleotide messenger RNA. NCBI's taxonomy places the organism in Eukaryota, Viridiplantae, Streptophyta, Magnoliopsida, Brassicales, Brassicaceae. The record is from RefSeq and is a predicted model, not a curated record.